AUGCGCAUGCUAUCCAACGCUACCCUAAAAGCCUUAACUGGCCUUUCCGCUGCCCUGCUCAUCCCCACCAUCUCCGCGGCCCCCAACGGCCGGUGCGAAGUCGGCGAAACCUGGAGAGACUGGAAAGACUGCCACGGGUUCUUCGAAUGCGCGGCUGGUGGGAUCCCCGUCCGCAAGGUCUGCGGGCCCGGUACCGCCUACAGCCCUCAUAUCGGUGUUUGUGACUAUGAGUGGAAGGUUCCUACUUGUCAUCGCUCCGGUCACGGGAAGGAGGGAGAUCGCCACGGUCAUGGAGAUGACAAGAAGAAGGACCGUCAAGGCCAUGGAGGAGAUGACAAGAAGAAGGACCGUCAAGGCCAUGGAGGAGAUGACAAGCAGAAGGACCGUCAAGGCCAUGGCGGAGACGACAAAAAGAAGGGCCACGAAGAGCAUGGCAAUGACAGGAAGAAAGAGAAUAAUCAUGGCUGGAAGCAAGGCUAUAAGAUAUCUGCCAAUGAGGAAAAGCAGGACGAAGGCAAAUGCCAUGUCGGAUCCGCGUGGCCCGACAAAGAUGACUGCCGCAAGUUCUGGGAGUGUGCUGCUGGCGGCAUUCUUGUCCGCAAGUCCUGCGGGCCUGGGACUGCGUAUAGCCCAGAACUUGGGGUUUGUGAUUAUGAGUGGAAGGUUCGGUCCUGCCGGCGGCAUCAUAAUAACGAUCACGGUGAAUCUUCCGCUAACGACGAUAACGAGAAAUGGGAGGAGCUUGGUCAAAAUGGCGAUGACGAAGGUGACAAAAUCUCGCAGCACGAUGAAUCGUCUCGUGGCGACGACCACUAG
Messenger RNA from Aspergillus calidoustus, 816 nucleotides. The record is from the annotation of a GenBank genome assembly. NCBI's taxonomy places the organism in Eukaryota, Fungi, Ascomycota, Eurotiomycetes, Eurotiales, Aspergillaceae.